CCGCCGCCACCAGCCCCGGCUCCUCGGCGCGAAAGAUGCUGCAGCUCUGUCUCCUCGCCGCGCACGCUCUGCGGCUCGCCGGGGCGGCCUUGCUCUCCCCGGGGUCGUGCGCCUUUGAGGACAGCGCCUGCGGCUACCAGUGGGACUACGCGCAUCUGCCCUGGGCGCUGCACACGGAAGGACAUUACAUUUCUGUGGAUACAUCUUAUGAGGGUGAGAAGGCAGUGCUGUCCAGCCCUGAGCUGUACUCCGAGGAGUGGAGCUGCAUCAGAUUAAUUUAUCAGAUAGCAGUGACUUCAGAGACUUCACCUGAUCCUGCCAGGCUCAACCUGUACCUCAGACAAGAAGGAGAGAGCUUUGAUCGUUUGCUGUGGUCAGCGGAGGAGCCUUCAGAUAGCUGGCUCAUAGCUAGCUUAGAUUUAAAAAACAACACAAAGAAGUACAAGAUUGUACUGGAAGGUGAAAUGGGACAAGAUAAAUCCACCAGCAUAGCAGUUUUUGAAAUUAAAAUCACUCCUGGAUAUUGUAUUGAGUGUGACUUUGAAGAAAACCAUCUCUGUGGCUUUGUGAACCGCUGGAACCCCAACGUCAACUGGUUUGUCGGUGGAGGGAACAUACGCAAUUCUCAGUCUAUCUUGCCCAAAGACCACACACUUAACAGUGAACUGGGUCACUACAUGUAUGUUGACUCCAUUUAUGUCAAGCAUUUUCAGGAAGUGGCCCAGCUAAUCUCGCCAAAGACCACAACCCCAAUGUCUGGCUGCUUAUCUUUUUAUUAUCAACUUAAGCAGGAGAGUAGCAUUGUUUUUACUGUUUACUUGAAAGACACAAGUGGCUUUUAUGAAGAGAUCUGGAAAACAGACAGUGCACUGAGUGCGGAGUGGAUGCUAGCAGAAGUUGACUUCAAUGCACCAUACCCCAUGGAGGUAAUAUUUGAAGUUGCUUUCAAUAGUGCCAAGGGAGGUUACGUUGCUCUUGAUGACAUUUCUUUCUCUCCAAUUUACUGCAGCAAUCAGACAGGGACUUCUUUCAAUCCUGCCAAGGCAGGCUGCAAUUUUGAGGAAGAUCUGUGUAAUUUUUACCAGGAUCACAAAGAUGGCCCAGAAUGGAGCAGAGUGAAAGUGAAGCGCAAUGUGUACAGAGCAGGAGAUCACACUACUGGAUUUGGUUAUUACUUGUUGGCAAACACAAAGUUCACCUCACAGCCUGGGUACAUUGGACGUCUGUAUGGCCCGACCCUGCCAGGAAACCUGCAGUUCUGUCUGCGUUUUUAUUAUGCCCUAUAUGGGUUUUUCAAAAUGACUGGCACUCUUGCUGUUUAUAUCUUUGAGGAGAAUCAUGUCGUUCAAGAGAAAAUCUGGUCCGUCUUGGACUCUCCAAAGGGAGUUUGGACUCAAGCUGAAAUCUCCUUCAAAAAGCCUAUGCCUUGCAAGGUUGUUUUUGUCAGCUGGUGUAAAAGCUUCUGGGACUGUGGACUUGUGGCACUGGAUGAUAUCUCAUUGCAGCUUGGAAGCUGCCAGGCUGCUGAUGUAUUGCUGCCUAAUCCUGGAGAGUGCACUUUUGAAAAAGAUGAGUGUAUGUUUAUCCAGAAGAGGAGAGGUCGUGGGAGUUGGCACAGGAGAAGGGGUCCAACUCCCACUUCUUACACUGGACCAAAAGGAGACCACACUACUGGGGUGGGGUACUACAUGUAUAUAGAAGCAUCCAACAUGGUAUAUGGACAGAGAGCAUACCUAGUUUCAAGAUCGCUAAGAGGAACUGCUGGAAAACAGUGCCUCACAUUCUUCUAUCACAUGUAUGGAGCUGGGACUGGAUUAUUAAGUGUUUAUCUAAAAAAGGAAGGUGAUGAUGAAGAGAUUCCUUUGUGGAGAAGGACAGGGGAACAAAGCAUCUCAUGGCUAAGGGGACUGAUAGAAUAUGAAAGUGACAGAAACUAUCAGAUUAUUUUUGAGGCAAUUCGUGGUGUAUCAAUCAGAAGUGACACUGCUAUUGAUGAUAUUCUGUUCCAGGCGGGACCGUGUUUAGAAGUGGAAGAAAUUCAACUGUCAUCAGGUUAUCCUGACAGCUUAAAUGAAAUUGAGUAUUAAAUACAGUUUGCUGAGAAGAAUGAAGAUUUUUAUGUGAGAAACUGCACAAAGUGCCUAUUUGAAAGUAUUUUUAAAGUAAAUCCUGGACUGGUUUGAAUAUGCACCAAUGUAUAGGAAGAACUCAGAGCACUCAUGUUCCUCACCUUUGCAAUGAAAUUAAUGACUCAGGGCUUCUUAGACUUCUUUUAAAAAACGUUUUUUCUCUUUUGCAUGAUGUUAUCAGUUAUUACAUAAAAGCAUAGAUCAUUAAUUUUAAUGCAUUUUUAACCUUUCUGAUAUAUAGGUAAAAAGAGGAAAGUAAAGGUGCAUUGUUAAAAUUCAGUAUUGCAUUGUCUUAAUCUGCAUUCAGUGAAUGUUUUGUGUUGGGUACAGAAUGGAUUUUUGUUAAGGAAGUUAAGACUGUUUUGAAUGAUAAAGAAAAUGUUCCAUUUGCUACUAACAACUUACAAGUUAAGUGCAUUCAUGAUGACAAAUCUCUCUGGGAGACUCAACACUUUUUGGCAAUUUUUUUGUGACUUUGUAUUCUUCUGUUAUAACAAAUAUAUUUGUCAUCCUUGCCAAUAAUGAACUCACUUUUUGUGUUCCAGUAUAAUUCAAUGCAAGCUGCUGACAUUUUGAACUAUAGGAAAUGAAAGAGUUUGGAAAUUUCUGGUAUACGAGUCAUGUUUGGGGAUUUUUUUUAACAAAUCAGUUUGCACACUCAUAGAGAAUGUAUUUAUGUUUUACCCAACCACAGAUGCCUUGCAUUUAUAUUAAUAGGACAUUAAGUUCAAACAAUCUGUUAAUUUUUAAGAUUUUAUGUGUUUGUAAGGUUUCAUUUUGAAAUUAUUAUAACUUCCUAAUAAAAUAUAACUUUGAAAAU
Pogoniulus pusillus (Red-fronted tinkerbird) is the source of this 2949-nucleotide messenger RNA. It is a transcript of the gene MAMDC2, whose product is annotated as MAM domain containing 2. Gene Ontology annotation, cellular component: membrane. The transcript is spliced from 14 exons. Lineage: Eukaryota; Metazoa; Chordata; Aves; Piciformes; Lybiidae. The record is from RefSeq and is a predicted model, not a curated record. Bases 36 to 2087 code for a protein of 683 amino acids.